AUGGCUGCACCUGUGCAAUUCUCGCCAGCCCCAACCGGCACGUGGACGACGGGAUGCUGCGGCUGCUUCGACGACUGCGAAUCCUGCUGCUGCGCUUACUUUUGCCCAUGCGUGGUCUUCGGCCGAGUCGCCGAGAUUGCGACGGACGGUAACGUCGCGAUGGAGGAGGCUUGCGCCUUGUGGUACCUCAUCGAGUGUUGCCUCCUUGCUGGAUGCGUGUAUUCGUUCGGGUUCCGAACCAAGCUGAGGGCCAAGUACAACCUUCCCGGCGAUUCAAUUAACGAUUUUUUCUUGCACUGGUUCUGCCAGACCUGCGCCUUCUCCCAAGAAUACCGCGAGUUGAAGAAUCGCGGAUGGAUUCCUGCGGAUGGUUACCGAGCUAACAUCAUGAGUCCCCCGUUCGACUCUAUCUCCUGCCUGGUGGUGGCAAACGAUGGCCGACGCGGUUGCUGCUCUUUCUGGUGUCCCUGCGUCGCUUUCGGUCGAAUCGCCGAAAUCGUGACCGACGGUAACGUGGAUGCGCAGGAGGCGUGUUUGAUCUGGUGCUUCGUGGAUGCUUGCCUUCUGGCAGCAUGCGUGUAUUCAUUCGGUUUCCGAACGAAGCUGAGGGCCAAGUACAACUUGCCCGGCGAUACGGUCAAAGAUUUCUUCCUGGACUGGUGCUGUGGAUUCUGCUCCUUCUCGCAGCAGUACCGAGAGCUCCAGAAUCGCGGAUGGGCUGUCGCAGACGGUUACAAGGCUAACAUUCAGCGGUUUCAAGCCGGUAACAACACCGCACCUGAGGGCCAGUUCAUGUCAAAGUAG
Closterium sp. Naga37s-1 is the source of this 804-nucleotide messenger RNA. The record is from the annotation of a GenBank genome assembly. NCBI's taxonomy places the organism in Eukaryota, Viridiplantae, Streptophyta, Zygnematophyceae, Desmidiales, Closteriaceae.